UUCACUCUGUUUCCUCCUGCCGUAUUUCUUUCAUGGAUUCACGGAAAUUGAGCAUUCCUCUAGUGGGUUUGCACCGAAACUUCGAUCUCUCUUUUCCCAAUCUGCAUAUGCCCCCAUCAAGGCUAAAAAUUACAUGUGGGUUGAGAAAGAUUGGACCAAGAAAACCAAUGUGGAGGUCAAGGGUGUUGUCCCCGGAAGCCAUACAAGCUGUCCAAUCUUUGAAAUUAGCAAAAUGUCGAGACAAAUUAGCAGAGGUCUUUGCCAAUAGAAUCAGCGGACUCAUGAAGGCUGACUUGUUGGAUAUUUUAUCCGAGCUGCAAAGGCAAAACGAAGUAGAAUUAGCCCUUCAGCCAAAGUGAAGGUUACUCAACGUUGUUUGAAGAUAUGUAGCAUCUUUCAACCAUGUCGUCCUUUGUGCUAGCUUGAAUUUCACAAUCCUCGGAGCUGGAUGAAGCUUGUCACCAUAGCCAGCUACCUUGAGAUAGUUGCUGCCAGCUUAUUGGCAUAUGAGCUGGCAAUUCUCACCUUGACUGGAAUGUAAGGUGAAUUAGUCAAUUCAAUUUAAGCAAUGAUCAUUUUAAAAAAUUCUACCCUGUAUUAGAUCCUUGCACGAUGAUAGUUUAGGCUUGUAAUCACUAAUUAUGACUUCAUUAAGCAAUUUUGGCAAUUUUGAACUCACUAGGCUGACUAGGUGCCUUGUACGGUCAUUGCUGUUGGAUUAAUGCAAAUAUCAUUUUACAAUAUGAACUCUUUUAGCUACUGAAAAAUUCCCUAAGUUGUAGCAUCAACUCUUGAAAGAUGCUGCAUGUGCCUUAUAAUGUAAUGUAAAUCUCCCAAAAUUUGCAACA
Molecule: messenger RNA, 848 nt
Organism: Coffea eugenioides
Lineage: Eukaryota; Viridiplantae; Streptophyta; Magnoliopsida; Gentianales; Rubiaceae
Exons: 2
Coding region: 33-359 (108 amino acids)
Biological process (GO): Group II intron splicing; chloroplast organization
Molecular function (GO): RNA binding; protein binding
Source: RefSeq, a predicted model, not a curated record